Messenger RNA from Diabrotica balteata, 342 nucleotides. The record is from the annotation of a GenBank genome assembly. NCBI's taxonomy places the organism in Eukaryota, Metazoa, Arthropoda, Insecta, Coleoptera, Chrysomelidae.
AUGGCAUCAUUUAUGGAUUUGGGUGAACAUCUACAAACCGAUGGUAUCAAAUGGGCAGAACGUUGCCAUGCCAUUACUGGAAUUACCGAAGAAGAAGUUGAAGAUGCCAUGAAAGGAAUAUUUCCAGACACAUUGGGGCCAUACAUUACUUGUCUUUGGUUAACAUCAGAAGCGAUGACCGCAACUAUGGAAAUCGUACCGGAAAAACUGAAAUAUUAUUUGAACGAUAAGGUUAUUAAAUCAGAUGAAAUUGCCCAAUAUGUUCCAUGUGCUGCUAAUGCCAGAAAAUUAGUAAUGAAAAUAAAUAUAAAAUUUUUUACAUCAUCUCUAGCAUCAUUAUAG